Rhagoletis zephyria (snowberry fruit fly) is the source of this 1926-nucleotide messenger RNA. RefSeq names its product rab3 GTPase-activating protein catalytic subunit-like. Gene Ontology annotation, biological process: positive regulation of GTPase activity. NCBI's taxonomy places the organism in Eukaryota, Metazoa, Arthropoda, Insecta, Diptera, Tephritidae. The record is from RefSeq and is a predicted model, not a curated record. Gene Ontology annotation, molecular function: GTPase activator activity.
UUUCCCGUGGUUUUUCCGUCCCUGGCAAAUUACGCUGUAUUAGCCAUAAAUCAUACUAUUUUUUUAUCGCCUUUAAAUCAAGAACCCUGGACCAUAUGGGAAAUUCAUUUACAUUUCAAGUUUCACUGUCAUCGUUAUUGGAACUAAAUAUGCUGAAAAUUUCAAGUCGCUAACUUGACGGAGAGUCAGUUUAAAAUCGAUUGGAAAUUUCCGCGAUUUGCGCGGGAUGAUCAAGUUAAAUAGAAGCUUAUAAAAAGUCGAGAGUCGACGGGGGAAAGUCGACUUCAAUCGACUUCCAUAACCUGAAACUCAUUAUAAGUCGACUUUUAGGAGUAAAAAGUCGAUUUUGGUCGAAAGUCGAACUCGUUGCCUUCUCUAAUGUAUUCCCCUUGUUGAAUUAGAGCAAACUUUGAAAUGGCAGAGGAAAUUGACGAAAGUGGCUUCUAUCGCCAGGAUUUCAGCGCAGCCUCGGAUUGGGAGAUAUUCACUGCACGACUUGGUGAAAUUUUUCAUAAACUUACCGACAAAAAUUCUGAUGAUUGUGUGAACAAUGUGUUUCUUUGUGAUUGGGAAGUGCAGACGGAGACGCUUAUUUUUCUUAAAGAGAAAAUAUCGAUUAGUUAUUAUACUACCAGCAAAGAAGAGGCAAAGAAGAAUUUUGCAAGAAACGGAACAAAUAGUUCAAUAUAUAAUGACCUAAUGGCAGCUGAAAGCACAUUCGGGCCCUCGCUAAUAUCCAAAAAUUCCAAAAGUGUGCAUGCGAUCUCUUUCCUGUAUGGGUUGCAUAGUUUUGUGUUGAUCCAUCUACAUCAAUCUCACAAGCAAUUGUUAUCAAAUCCUGAAUUCAGCUUUUUCUUAAGUGCCGCAGCGAUCGUGUCGGCAGAAUAUUGUCCAAUGAUCCCUAUCUUUGUGCAAAUCCACGAUACAAAAUUAAGUAUAUUUCUGGGAAUAGGAAUGCACUUAACGCAACGUACUAAUUUUGAUGUAGUGACACUUAAACAGUCACCGAUUGAAUGUCGAUACCUAUCUGGUUUGCUGUCGUUAUUCAAAGAGAAACUUCCAGCGAAUUGUGUUUAUCCGAUCACUGUAUCCGUGCGAAACACUUACGCUCUAAAACCAGUACGUAAACGAAUUUCAUUGAGCUUACCAUUUUAUGAAUCUUCCUGUGAAAGUGAUGAAUUUUUAAAUAUCAAGAAAUUUAUUGCACUUCCAUGCGGAUAUUUCCCCGAUGCGUGUACUCAAGUAUACCUUGGUUACGAUUGGUUGGAGGUUCCUGAAAGCGGUGCUAUAGAUUCACCGCUGCAUUCUGACUUUGUUCCGUCGAAGUCGCACAACUGUAUUAUGCAGCAAGUUGCUCAGGCGGCAUCUUAUUUGUCAAACUGCUUACGGCAGUAUUUAAAAGUACAUUCUGAUAAAGGUACCUUAGAAACCUAUAUAGGACAGAGUUUAACGGAAUAUCCAAGCGGUUCGGAAAAGUCACUGCCACACAUAACAGAUCCACAUCUUCGACGUUUUCGUUUAAGCCAUCUGCCUGAAGAUUCAAAUUUUCUAAAGGGUUCUAAUAAUAUAGCUGGCCCGCUUAAUGAAAAUGAAUUAAGACAUUUCUUGGCGUACUUAUUUCCCGAUUUAUAUCCUGAUGUUGCUAAAUAUAGCUUUUCGAAUGAUCCAAAGGAGAUGAAAGAAUAUGACAUGCAUCGAAUAAAAUCAGCAAUGAUGGAUUCUUUGUCUUGGCGCCUUAGUUGCCUACUAGCUACCUGCAACGCACAUUAUGGAGGUAAAAGCGGACUUGCCCAGCUAUGGGCAGCAUUCACCAGGGAACUUCGAUUUAUAUGGGAUACCAGAUUAUCUAUACAAGGGUGAGUAGGUGUAAACUACAUAUAACCGAUGCCUGCAAAACACCUACCUUAAAUUAAAAAGUUUAACAAA